This is a messenger RNA of Callithrix jacchus (white-tufted-ear marmoset), 1957 nucleotides long. RefSeq lists its product as uncharacterized. Lineage: Eukaryota; Metazoa; Chordata; Mammalia; Primates; Cebidae. The record is from RefSeq and is a predicted model, not a curated record.
AUGAAAAAGUCAACCCUUGAUCCCAGCCUAAUAUGGAAUUCAGGUGUGGACCCCCAACCCAGCCCCAGGCCCUCUGUGACAGCAGGACUGCUGCCAGAGUCUCUGCCACUCCUGAGCCGCACUGGGCUGGCCCCCCAGUGCCUCUGGGCUCCCUGUACCAAAAUCUUGUCAGCCAGCCCCACCCCAUUAGCAAUCCUGACCCUGCUCUCGCCAGUCGCCCCAGGGCGAUUUGAGCUGGUGACUCCCCGGGCUCCUCACUCCAUACUCUGCCCUCACCUCUUGCUGCCCCAGGGUCAACCUCCCUGGGCUGUUCGGGCUGGCAUCUCCAAGGACCUUGGUGCCCCAAUGCCUGCCCUCACCAGUUUCCCUAGGGAAAACAAGCCAAGCCACCACCAUCAGGCAGCGCUCAGGAGGCAGGUAGAGGCUCGGGCUCACAAAAUCAGUGACCUGGAGAGAGAACUAUAUUUCACAGAUAGUGUGGCCAGGCGGCUAGAAGGAGAUUGCAGUUACCUCUCCGAACUCCUGCAACAUGCCUCCCAACACGUGGAGGACUUGAGGCAGGCUCUGUCUGAUGUCCCCACACAGAAAAAGGUGGCAGACAGGUGCAACGAGUUAAGAAAGGAGAGGGAUGGCCUGAGUCUGGAACUGUACAGGAGCACUAUAAUCAGUGAGGCGCUACAGAGGAAGAACAGCAAACUUAGACUCCUACAGUCCAAAAAGUCCAGCAUCCAGCAGCUACAGAGAAAGCUGGCUAGGGCCAAGCUCCUGCUGCCACAGGUGCAGCUACAGGAGGAGGUCGAGAACCUGAAGCAGGAGCUUCACAGGCUCAAAGGAGAGCUCCAGGAACAGCUGGAUGAAAGUAAUCACUGGGAACACCUCUACCAGGAGCAAGAGGAGAAGAUCUGGAAGGGGGAGCAGAAGACAUGGGAGCAGUUGCAGAAGAUGUGGAAGUGGAAGCAUAUGAUGUGGGAGCAGGAGGAGAUGUGGAAGUGGGAGCAGAUGAGGCAGGAGUGGGAGCAUAUGAUGCGGGAGCAGGAGGAGAAGAUGUGGAAGUGGGAGCAGAUGAGGCAGGAGUGGGAGCAUAUGAUGCGGGAGCAGGAGGAGAAGAUGUGGAAGUGGGAGCAGAUGAGGCAGGAGUGGGAGCAUAUGAUGCGGGAGCAGGAGGAGAUGUGGAAGUGGGAGCAGAUGAGGCAGGAGUGGGAGCAUAUGAUGCGGGAACAGGAGGAGAUGUGGAAGUGGGAGCAGAUGAGGCAGGAGUGGGAGCAUAUGCUACGGGAGCAGGAGGAGAAGAUGUGGAAGUGGGAGCAGAUGAGGCAGGAGUGGGAGCAUAUGAUGCGGGAGCAGGAGGAGAAGAUGUGGAAGUGGGAGCAGAUGAGGCAGGAGUGGGAGCAUAUGAUGCGGGAGCAGGAGGAGAUGUGGAAGUGGGAGCAGAUGAGGCAGGAGUGGGAGCAUAUGAUGCGGGAGCAGGAGGAGGAGAUGUGGAAGUGGGAGCAGAUGAGGCAGGAGUGGGAGCAUAUGAUGCGGGAGCAGGAGGAGGAGAUGUGGAAGUGGGAGCAGAUGAGGCAGGAGUGGGAGCAUAUGAUGCAGGAGCAGGAGGAGGAGAUGAGGCAGCACGAACAAAAGAUCCAGGAGCACGAGCAGAAAAUACAGGAGCAUGGACAAAAGAUGGAGCAGAAGAGGCGUCGGGAGCAGGAAAAGAUGCAGGAGCAGAAUUGUUGUAAAAUGCUGGCUGGGUGCGGUGGCUCAUGCCUGUAAUCUCAGGACUUUGGGAGGCCGAGGCGGGUGAAUCCCUUGAGAUCAGGAGUUGAAGACCAGCAUUGUUAACAUGGUGGAUCUGGGAGAUGGAGGUUGCAGUGAGCUGAGAGCCUGCCACUGCACUCCAGCCUGGGUGACAGAGCGAGACUCUGUCUCUAAAAAAAAUAUAUAUAUACCUGAGAAUCCUCAUAUCUAUGUAUGU